Molecule: messenger RNA, 1869 nt
Organism: Penicillium cinerascens
Lineage: Eukaryota; Fungi; Ascomycota; Eurotiomycetes; Eurotiales; Aspergillaceae
Product: fungal specific transcription factor domain-containing protein
Exons: 4
Coding region: 1-1869 (622 amino acids)
Biological process (GO): DNA-templated transcription
Molecular function (GO): zinc ion binding; DNA binding
Source: RefSeq, a predicted model, not a curated record
AUGUGUUGGAAAGAUGCAUCAGAAAAUACCCGCGGCCCACUUCUGUUCUUCUCCUACUAUCCUUGUCUACAAGCUCCAAACCUGCGAGGCUUGCAGCCAGCCGACGUGGCUUUUCUCGAGUCCCAAAAAUGUUUUCACAUCCCUGUGGGACCAUUUUUGGAGACCCUCGUUGCCCAUUAUUUCCUCUACGUCCACCCAUGCUUGCCAAUUGUGAACGAGGCUGAGUUUUGGCCGAUGUUUCGUCAAACGCAGCCCGGGAGUUCUACAUUUUCUUUACUUACUUUUCAGGCGAUGCUAUUCGUUGCUUGCAGUUAUGUCUCGCUGACUGACGCUAGGGAAUGGGGGGCUGAAUCGAUUCGUGAGGUCCGCAAUUCUUUUUAUCGGCGUGCCAAGUUACUCUACGACUUUGGUGUUGAGGAUGAUCAUUUGCGUCUUUCUCAAGCCUUGACAUUGCUUACCUUUCAAAGCACUGGCUCGGAUCACUUGACAAAUACCACAUGGCUCACUCUCGCAAUUCAACAGGCUGUUGCGGCAAAUGCACAUGUCUAUCACCGUUCUCCAACCGAUGCUAAAUACAAGCGGUCUGAUCUCAAAAGGCUCUGGUGGUGUCUCCUCAUUCGUGACAGAAUUAUUGCCUUGGGCAUGAGGCGGUCUCUUCAAAUUCUUCCAUCGCACUUUGACGCCGCAUCUCACUGUCCGUUACUUCUUGAAGACCUCUCUGAGGAGAUUCACGCCUCCGAGGUUUAUGACCCUGAGACCAAAGUGAUGCUUUGCAAGCUCCUAACCAGCCAGUGUCAGCUUGUUGCUGCCUUGACAGCUUUGAUAAUGACAGUCUAUCCUCUAGACCAGUCCAAAUAUUUGCACGAAAAUUUCGAAUCGGUUCGGCUUAAUGAAAUCAAGUCGCAUCUUGAAUACUGGAAAACCAACCAUAUGCUUCAACGAUCUUCACAAGACUCGAGCUAUCAUCCAUCUAUCCCAUUCUACAAGCAAUUGACUUGCGUUUAUUUUAAAACCGCUCGCUUGGCACUGUAUCACCUUAUCUGUUUCCGAACUUCUCAACGUCAACGACAGGAGAAUUUACCGAAUCUAAUGAACGCUGUUCAAGUAAUCAACGAGAUAGUGAAACGUUUCAUUGUUGAUAGUACGGCAGGACAUCUCCCUAUCAGUGUUGUAGCGUACACCGUCUUACCCCAGCUUGUCCUGAGCUUCGACCUUCGCUUCUGUGGCAACAGCAUAGGCCGGAAGAACCAGGCGCACGAUUUAGAGAACUACAAUGAGCUCAAUCGCCAGUAUGAUUUACGUUACGAUUGUUCCCAUGUCGCGUCAUGGGUGAACGAUAUUAUCCGCAUGUUUGAGACUUCUAUUUCACCUAACACGCUGAGCACUGCAAAACCUGGGCAUUCCGGCAGACUAGGCCCCCUAAAGGGUUCCUUGUUGCUCCAGAUUCAGCCAGCAAUAUACUUCCAGCUUACUACCGUGGUGGAUACUUCAAUGUCUACCGGUCACUUGGCUCUCGGGAACCUGCAGUCUAUAGAAACUCUGUCUGCAACCUCGUUGACAGAGCUCUCUUCGCCCUUGGGGUCCCCUUCUGGUCCAGCUUUAGCACUGGCUCCUCCUUCAUGUUCCCUUGAAGACUAUCACGACAGAAUGGCACUUGAAGAAGUGGUGAAUAUAGACUUUUAUACUCCAGAAGCUGCGGGGCACCUCAAAGACCAGAGCAUUGAUCAAGUUCGCGCACCUUGUUUUAACACUUCUAGCCUCGACACGGUACACGAGGCGAGCAGGGAUGAGGAUAGCAGUCAACCAUCUACAGGGGAUGCAGCUUCAAUUGACCUGCUCUGGGGCAGCAUAGCGCUACUGGGUGAAUGA